This is a messenger RNA of Rhea pennata, 3054 nucleotides long. It is a transcript of the gene BCAR3, whose product is annotated as BCAR3 adaptor protein, NSP family member. The record is from RefSeq and is a predicted model, not a curated record. Gene Ontology annotation, molecular function: phosphotyrosine residue binding; guanyl-nucleotide exchange factor activity. Gene Ontology annotation, biological process: positive regulation of peptidyl-serine phosphorylation; small GTPase-mediated signal transduction. Bases 25 to 2709 code for a protein of 894 amino acids. The transcript has 13 exons. Lineage: Eukaryota; Metazoa; Chordata; Aves; Rheiformes; Rheidae.
CAUUGUGAGGUGAGGGAAAAGAUAAUGAAGCAUCUACCCAUUCCUAACUGGCUGACCCAGCUUGGUCUCCCAGAAUAUUGCACGCUCUUUGGACAAUAUGAUGGCGUAGAGGACCUACUCCAUCUUACAGAGGUUGAUCUUAGGAAAAUGGGAAUUGGAAAUCAAGUCCAUCGAACACACAUCAUUUCCAAUAUCCUGCUGCUUCAGGAAAUAGAAAAAAAGAGAGAACCAAGAAUGAUAGCUGCAGGAAAGUUUGCAAGUCUUCACAGAAAUGUCCCAAUGAACCAUCAGUUCUCAUUAGCUUCUUCCAUGGACCUUUUGACGAGCAAACCCUCACUGGCUGAGCCUUGCACAGAUUCCUUUCAAGACAUCUCUAUUCAUGGCACUCUCCCCAGGAAGAAGAAGGGAACAAUUCCCGUUGGGUCUUGUGAUGUGUUUAGCCACAUGGGAACGUUGCCAUACACCAGGAUACACCGGCAGCAGCCGUCUUUUGUACAGGGUGUCAUAGAAGAAUAUCCUCUGCAAGAUGGGCAGAGCAACAAACUCCAUGUCAGAGAUCAGAAUAUCCUGGAUCCUACGUUGGAGUAUGUUAAGUUUUCUAAAGAGAGGCAGCUUAUGGACAACAGCCCAGAAAAACUGAAGAAGGAGUUAGAGGAAGAACUGCAGCUGAGCAGUGAAGACUUGCGUAGCCAUGCCUGGUACCAUGGACGUAUUCCACGGCAGGUGGCAGAAAGCCUGGUUCAGAGAGAUGGAGAUUUUCUGAUUAGGGAUUCGCUCUCCAGUCCUGGGAACUUUGUUCUUACAUGUCAAUGGAAAAAUAUCUCUCAGCAUUUUAAAAUCAACAGAACAGUUCUAAGACUCAAUGAAGCCUACUGCCGUGUUCAGUAUCAGUUUGAACUUGAAAGCUUUGACAGCAUCCCUGGCUUAGUUAGAUACUAUGUUGGGAAUCGCACACCAAUAUCAAAGCAGAGUGGAGCAAUUAUUUUUCAGCCUAUCAACAGGACUGUGCCUCUCCGAUGUCUAGAAGAAAAGUAUGGUGCACCUCCAGUCCGACAAAAAGAACCAAAUAUCCCUGAAGGAAAAACAGAGACUGCAAAAAGGCUGAGUCUUGGUAUAUCCAGCAUGCAGUCCCAGGAGCAGAGCUUACGCUGCGGAAAUCUUUUGAGAAACAAAGAAAAAAGUGGUAGCCAGCCAGCUAGUUUGAAUCAUGUCCUGGAGAAAAAGUUCCCCCUAAAAGCUCAUCAGUCGGAGAGCUAUCUGACAAUAGGUACAAGACAUCGUUCUCAGUUGCCUGAAGCGGAUGCAAACUCCUGUCCAUGCUCUCCUGCGUUUAGAACAGGCAGUGAGCCUUCUCUAAGUCCCACAGUUGCUCAGAAAGUCACCUCCGAAUCACCUGUAGGGGAAGCUCUUAGAGGAUCAGACAGUCAGCUCUGUCCAAAGCCUCCACCUAAGCCCAGCAAAGCGCCCUUGCUGAAGCCCCCAGAAUCUCCUUCAGCCUCACACAGUUCAGAAGGACACUAUUGUGAACUAAGCCCUGCCAGAGAUCUUGCAGCCACAAAACAACCUUUUUGUCAGAAAAACAGCUAUGUGGAAUAUCUGACACUAAAGGAGAGGGGAACACGCUCAUUCAGGAACUCUGAAACAAGCUACUUGAUCCUGGAAGAUAAUCCUAUAAUGAGCUCUGCAGAUUGUUUAGAAGCUUCAACUGAGAUGGCUGAAGAAGACAGCCUGUUUUUUGCACCUGUUCUUGAGACAGUGUCUAGUUUUAAACCGAAUGAUUUUGAAUCCAAACUACUUCCUUUUGAAAAUAAGCCAUUGGAAACAUCAAUGUUAAAAAAGGUUAAGGAGCUAUUUACCAACAACAGUCCAAAGAUUAUUGCCCAACAUAUUCUUAGAACGGACUGCAAGGUGGCUAGGAUACUGGAAGUUUCCGAAGAGAUGAGGAAGGUCAUGGGAGUGAACUCUGGUCUUGAACUGAUUACGUUGCCUUAUGGACAUCAGCUGCGCCUUGACCUAAUUGAAAGGCAUAAUACCAUGGCAAUAGGAAUAGCUGUGGAUAUCCUCGGUUGCACAGGAAAUCUAGAAGAUAGAGCUGCAACAUUAAACAGGAUCAUCCAAGUAGCGGUGGAGCUGAAGGACUCAUUGGGGGAUUUGUAUGCAUUUUCUGCUAUUAUGAAGGCACUAGAAAUGCCACAGGUCACUAGGUUAGAACAAACUUGGACUUCUCUAAGACAUCAUUACACUCAGACUGCCAUUACAUAUGAAAAACAGCUGAAGCCAUUUAGUAAAGCUCUGCAUGAAGGACAAGAGACCAUUGGUGCUCCACAGAACAACAUAACAGUGCCACUGCUGAUGCCUCUUGUUACCUUGAUGGAGCGGCAAGCUGUCAUUUUUGAAGGGAUGGACCUGUGGGAAAGCACUGACCAAAGCUGUGAAAUAAUGCUCAAACACUUGGCCACCGCUCGGCAGAUAGCACAGAAUGCAGAAACGUACCGGGUGACUGCAGAGCAGAUGCUGGAAGGUUUCCAGCCAGACGAAGAGAUGAGUGAGAUCUUCAAGACAGAAUUUCAAAUGAGAUUGCUCUGGGGCAGCAAAGGAGCACAAGUUAAUCAAAAUGAAAGAUACGAAAAAUUCAGCCAGAUUUUAACUGCACUUUCCCGAAAACUGGAACCUCCUCCAGUGAAGCAGGUGGAACAACUAAAUAUCUAAGAGUCUGUAAACUAAAUGCUAAAUUUGAAAUAACUGUUGCUUUCCUUUUGGCAAUUUGAUACUGCACAAACCUCUAGCAUUUCACAAGAUGUUUAGAACUUCAACUGCACAAUGCACACUUGUUUUAAAACUACUGAUUACUAAACAAAUUAUUUAUUUACUGUGUCACCAAGUCAUUUUAUGAUCCUUUGAAUGAUUAAGAUUACUCCUGUAAGACAGUCUUACAGCUUUCCAUGUUUUCCCCAAACUUGUAACGUUUUAAUAUCUAGGAGGAGUUAGGCAUCUUAAAGAUAUUAAAAUGAAGCAAAUAAAUAGUGUAAAUAAAGGUAUAGAUUAAGUAUGUGA